UGAACACCUCACGUGUUGAUGAAAACCGUAGGUUUUAACAAUAUUUCUUUUUCUUUUUUCUAAGUUACCUAUUUACUUACGUACAUAAAUGUUCCUACGGAUAACAUCCUACUCACUUAUUCUACAAAUUUGUAUUUUAGUAUCAUGUUUUUUCUCCUAUACCGAAGCCACUCAAGCAAUUUGCUUGAAGCCAGAUAAUCAGCAUGCUACACAAUCUCCUAUUAACAUUGAAAGUUUAAAAGUGAUAUCAGCCAGUACCACACCCCCAAUAAUUUUGCACAAUGCUCUGUUUGGUUUUUUGAACUUCACCAAUACAGGAAAAACACUCAUUGCCUACACCAAUCAAUUCCUGGAUCCAUCUAGCAUUACAGGAGGUGUCUUAUGUAACGACAUACCACGAUUGUAUAAAAUCCAUUCAAUAAUCCUUCACAUCAAUCAGAAUCCAAAUGGACGCAGUGCUCACUCUGUAGAUGGAAAGGGAUUACCCAUUGAAUUAUGGGUUAUAUACUACAAGACAUCGUAUGGAUCUUUGGAAAAUGCUUUGAAAUUUCCCAACAGUAUAGUAGUACUGGCACUUCCAGUUGGAGUAAGGAAAAUGCCCAGUGCAAGAUUUAUUCCAUUUCAACUAUUCUUAUCGACUGGAAUUUUGAACAAACCAAGCUCAUCGAGUGAACUACUUGGUUUGAUUGGAUACAUGUGGUUUGAUUAUCUCUCAAAAGGUCACGAACAUAAAUUAUAUAAUUACGUAGGAUCUUACUUGGAUCCAGAAACAGGGAAACUGACACAAAGUGCCAAAGUAAUUUUAUGUGAUCCUGAGCAAGCUCCCAUGAUUUCUUAUGAUCAAUUUGCAGUGUUCAAGAAUAUUCUCGGAUCGGAUGGUAAACCAAUAAAUUUUACACUCCCGAUUUAUCCACAAAAAUCAAGACCUGUUUACAAAAGCAUUGGUUUGCAUCUGGAAUCUAUUCCAAUUGUUUAAAUUUUGAUACGUUCUUGUAAAAUUUCUGGACCUCUGUACUUUUUAUUCAAAUUGAAUUUUGAAAAAAAUUUAUUAUUUUAAUUUUCAAACAUGUUUAAACCAAAAAAUAUUUUUUCCUCCUGAAAAAACAUAGUUUUUUACCUCUUGAAACAAGCUUAACAUUCAAACUGUGAAAUUUUUGAACCAAAAAAAUGAAUAAGUUUUUAAAAACACGUUUUUUUACCUUUUAAAAUACAAAUUUUUGAACACUCACUUUGCUUGGACAAAUUUCUACCUCUUUCCUAAGCUAAAAAAAAUUCCAGGUUUUGAAACAUCCAUAAUCUCAAGAGGGAAAAUAAUUUUUUCGAUUAACUUUAGUUAGGUAAUGUGAGUAUUAUUAUAUCAAUUUCAGUAAAAUGGUCAUUUCAUAUCCUCUUCUAUUUUAAAAAUUCGUCAUUUUAUUCGGCAAAAUUUGUAAUUUUUUUCACAUUACAGUCGGUAUAACUGUUCAGUCACCUCCCUCUCCCCCCUUCGAAAAAACCCUCUAUUUUUAUUCCUGUCAGUUUUGACUUAUAUUUUUACGAAAUUGAACAAAAAAGCAAAAACAAAUAAUUAUCAAUUGCACAGCAAGCAUUCCAGUAUCCAAACCUGAGAAAAAACAGAAGGAGGAAACCGGAAGGAUCUGAAAGGGAGGGGAUUAAAUUUGAAGGGCGUCAUUCGGGGUAAAGGACAAUUUAAUAGUGGUUUCUAAUAUGGAAUUUUAAUCAUCCUAUCAACAUACAAUCUCCAUGUAAGUAUCUCUAUAAAUUGCAUCGCAAAAUGAUGGAAAAUUAAAACACCGCCAAUGAUACCGAAAUAAACGCCUCGUUUUGCGCGCAUAGGUAUCUAAACGCAUACAGACUUAUAAUAUGCCUUUGCCUACGUAAAUUUUACACGUCACGCAAUCCUUUUUAUAAUACGAAUAGUAUAUCUAUACUGCCUACAGUUUAUAGUACGAUGAAAGAAGGGGGCUAUGGGGGAGUAGAUGAGGAGGCAAAGGUAGCGCGUACAUCGUUCGCAUUAACUCCGGUUAUGCGAUGAUAAUACAUUCUAACCUGUAUAUAACACAGGACGAAAUAGACGCUAUAAAAUAUCCCUGC
Molecule: messenger RNA, 2094 nt
Organism: Planococcus citri (citrus mealybug)
Lineage: Eukaryota; Metazoa; Arthropoda; Insecta; Hemiptera; Pseudococcidae
Exons: 6
Coding region: 89-976 (295 amino acids)
Source: RefSeq, a predicted model, not a curated record